CUUGCAGGUACUUGGAUAUCUCUGGCAUAUCACCUUCACCUUCAACCAGCAAACUAUUAAUCCCAACAGUGCAACUUCUGGAGUGCCACAUAAAAUUGACACGGGCUAAUUUUAGCCUGUAGAUCAUUAAACAUCCUGGAGCACAAGACACGGCAUUUGCACUCUGUCUGGAAAGGGUAGGGCCUUGGCCUGAACGACCGCCAUAAUGGUUGCAAUAAGUUGGGGGACUAUCAAGUCCCUCCUACUUUUCUUUGGACCUUUCUUCCUACCCAAGAUAAUCGGCUACUAUCGCGGCCUCCGUGCCUCAUCAGCACAGUCGAACCAACCUAUCCGCCCUCCCCCACCAGGAGCGCAGCGGGUCAUAAUACUGCUCUGCGUCGUAGCGGUCGCCUUCAUAGCCAAGACGCUCCCGAAUCUCUCCCCCGAGAACGUCUUUGUCGUCACCGACUCCCGCAUCCAGAUACCCACUGACGUGCUCUUCAACCGCCUCGCGCACAUGCGCCCCAACGGCAGCCUUACGGCGACCGACGAGGCCCUCCGCGCCCGCUUCGUCAACCUUGAGAGUCGCCUGCUAUACCUCAAGUUUGGCCCGGACGCGCUGGCCGACUGCCCCUUCUGCGUGUCGGAGGAGCCAAACACGUACCUGUACUAUGCGAUUCCGGACCUGCUGGCCCCGCACCUCCUCAAUCUGGCCCUGCUCGCCAUGGCGACGUCGGGCCUGCUCUCGGGCGGCGAGGGCCACAGGUGGCGCACCGUCGCCGUCAUGUCGGCAGCCGCGAUCGCCGCCGCGGAUCUGUACCUCGUCAAUGCCUACGACCACCAGUCCAACGCGCGCGCCCUCCGCCCCGCCGACCUCGACAUGUUCUUCUGGGCGUUGCGGCGCUGGCGCCACGCCGCUCUUGCAGCCCUGGACGUCGUCAUCGCGGGGUUGGUCUGGCUGUCGUCGACCAGGCGGCUGUUCACGGAGCCGCCCAGCCCAUUGGAGCGUGUCGAGGGCGUCACGCGCGCGCUGGCAAGCGCCAAGAGCAGGUUGAGUGCCGUGUCCAUAGUCAAGAACACGGCCAGUCGGGACUCGGCGCUGAGGGCGAGGUCUCACGCCUAUUGGGCUCACGAGGUCGGGGUCAUGAACGACGUCAUGGAGGAUCGGGAGGUUGUGGAUGGGGUCAAGGAUGCGUUGGAGAACCGCAUCAAGAUCUCGGCCAUCUCGCAGGAUGCUGAGGCUUAUGCGCGGAAUGUUAUUGAGGCGGUCAUUCCAGGGGAUGAGGCUGAGAAAGCAUGAAGUAGCUCUGCUAUGAGAUGAUAGCAAUGCUGUCGAAAAUGAGAUUUUUUUUAUCGAUAA
Messenger RNA from Pyricularia grisea, 1339 nucleotides. RefSeq lists its product as uncharacterized. The transcript is spliced from 2 exons. The record is from RefSeq and is a predicted model, not a curated record. Bases 206 to 1279 code for a protein of 357 amino acids. NCBI's taxonomy places the organism in Eukaryota, Fungi, Ascomycota, Sordariomycetes, Magnaporthales, Pyriculariaceae.